UGGUAAUUUACCAGUUGCAGCAACUUAAUAAAUUUUCAAUCUCCUACCUUCAUUUAGGCUGCGCCAGCUCUUCAUUCUCUAGGGUUUCCUUUUGUUCAGCUACGUGUUCGAGUAUCUUGUAUUUUCAGUUACUUCUUUUUAAAGAUAAAAGGGGAGCAGAAAAUAAAGGGUUUAGGUUCAGGGUUUGUAAUGAUAGAUCAAUUGAAUUCGGAUCUGUUCGACCCGAUAAAUGAGAUGGACUCCGAUUACAUGCGUGGUGCCUCCGUCUCCGGCGAUGAUUUUGGAUUCGCUUUCAAUGAUAGUAAUUUCUCUGACCGACUUCUGAAGAUUGAGAUUAUGGGUCCACCCUCAGACUGCGCUCCCGACGGUGAGGGUUGCACCAGCAUCGCCGAUUGGGCUAGCCAUCGCAAGAGGCGCCGGGAGGAUUUCAAGAAGGAAAAUGCUUUGGAUCUUAGUUUAUGUCCCGAGGAGCAGGUUUUAAAGGACAAUCAGCCUGAUAUGAAUGAUUUUGUGGGCUGUGAAAAUCAGGAUGAGGAGGCAGUGGCAAUGGUUGAAGAAACACAAUCAGGUGACGAGGAUGCAAAUAGUUAUGAAUCAAUUUGGAACAUGGAUUGUUCUACGGUUUUGAGAGUUAAAACUUUGCAUAUCAGCUCUCCCAUUUUAGCUGCUAAAAGCCCAUUCUUCUACAAGCUUUUCUCAAAUGGGAUGAGAGAGUCGGAGCAACGGCAUGUAACCUUAAGAAUUGGCGCCUUUGAGGAAGCUGCCUUCAUGGAACUUUUGAAUUUUAUGUAUAGCAACACCUUAUCUUCCACCAGAGCUCCUGCCUUGCUUGAUGUGCUGAUGGCUGCUGAUAAAUUUGAAGUUGCCUCUUGCAUGAGAUAUUGCAGCCGGCUAUUGCGCAAUUUGCCUAUGACACCAGAGUCAGCUCUGCUCUAUUUGGAUCUUCCAUCGAGUGUUUUAAUGGGCGAAGCUGUCCAGCCUUUGACUGAUGCUGCUAAACAGUAUCUUGCUUCGCGUUACAAGGACAUUACCAAGUUCCAAGAAGAGGUAAUGGCUUUGCCGCUAGCUGGGAUUGAGGCAAUUUUGUCCAGUGAUGAUCUGCAAAUUGCUUCUGAAGAUGCUGUGUAUGACUUCGUUUUGAAGUGGGCCAGGGCUCAGUAUCCAGAACUGGAAGAGCGAAGGGAGGUUCUUGGUUCACUCCUUGCACGCUUUAUUCGCUUCCCUUAUAUGACUUGCAGGAAGCUUAAGAAGGUAUUAACAUGUAAUGAUUUUGAUCAUGAAUGUUCAUCAAAGCUUGUGCUUGAGGCCCUCUUUUUCAAGGCUGAAGCCCCACAUAGACAACGAAGCUUGGCUGCUGAGUCUGCCACCAUGAACCGUCACUUUAUUGAGCGAGCUUACAAAUAUCGACCUGUUAAAGUGGUGGAGUUUGAACUUCCCCACCGACAGUGUGUUGUGUACCUGGACUUGAAGAGGGAGGAAUGUGCACAUUUGUUCCCAUCCGGACGAGUUUAUUCGCAGGCAUUCCACCUGGGCGGACAAGGUUUCUUCCUGUCAGCUCAUUGUAACAUGGACCAGCAUAGCUCAAUCCACUGCUUCGGGUUGUUUUUGGGAAUGCAGGAAAAGGGUUCAAUUAGUUUUUCAGUAGAUUACGAAUUUGCAGCCAGGUGUAAGCCAGCAUCGGAGUUCGUUAGCAAAUACAAGGGAAACUACACAUUCACAGGUGGCAAGGCUGUUGGCUAUCGGAAUCUGUUCGCCAUACCUUGGACAUCGUUCAUGGAUGAAGACGGCCUUUACUUCAUAAAUGGUGUUCUCCAUCUUAGGGCCGAGUUAACAAUCAGGCACUAACCAUAUGCAGCUUCGAUCCAUUUACUUUAGAUGCACUAACCCGUUGUGGUUCACUUUGACCCGAGCAAAAUUCGAUAUGUACC
Molecule: messenger RNA, 1928 nt
Organism: Hibiscus syriacus
Lineage: Eukaryota; Viridiplantae; Streptophyta; Magnoliopsida; Malvales; Malvaceae
Product: BTB/POZ domain-containing protein POB1-like
Exons: 6
Coding region: 190-1845 (551 amino acids)
Biological process (GO): response to red light
Cellular component (GO): nucleus
Molecular function (GO): protein binding
Source: RefSeq, a predicted model, not a curated record